CGAAUGAAAGAGCUUAUGAAACAAAGAUGGUUUGCUAUUAUUAUCACAUGGUGGCGUCCGUUGGGGCACGGUUUUCGAUGGCCAACCCUUCGGCGUUGAGAGCCGAGCAUUCCAUGGCUCCUGAUCUGUCCUCCGACCAUUCCGUUUUCCGCGGUGGUUCCUCCUCCUCUCCUAUCCGCCGUCGCGAUCUCGUCUUCGUCGUCAAUCCCCGAGGUGCUGAUGGGAGAACCGGUAAAGAGUGGAAGAAACUGCUUCCUUAUCUCCGAUCUCGCCUGGCUAAUGAUUAUAGCAUAUUUGAGUCUUUGACUUCGGGUCCUUCUCAUGCAAUUGAUAUUACUAGGGAGGCUAUAAGGGAGGGCGCUGAUGCUGUGAUUGCAGUUGGAGGUGAUGGAACUCUUCAUGAGGUUGUUAAUGGGUUCUUUUGGGAUGGGAAACCUGUUGCUAAUCAGAAGAUAGAGGCUGUUCAUUCAACUGCACUUGGUCUCAUUCCCUUGGGGACUGGGUCAGAUUUUGCCCGAACAUUGGGUUGGAAAAAUGAUCCCUGUGAAGCCAUAGAACGCAUUGCUAGAGGGGUGAGAUCACGAAUUGACAUUGGUAUCAUUAGCAGAGAAGGGGAAGCAUCUCAUUAUUUCAUAAAUGUUGCUGAUGUUCAUCUGAGUGCAAAGGCAGGUUAUUAUGCUUCAAGGUACAAGAAAUUUGGCAACUUAUGCUAUGUUAUUGGUGCAUUGCAAGCUUUUAUUGGGCAUCAUAACCAGGACCUUAGAAUCAAGGUGAAUGGGGGUGAGUGGCAAAAAUAUUCUCAAGUGACAGCCCUCUGUAUUGGAAAUGCAAAGUACUUUGGUGGUGGCAUGAAAAUUACACCAAAUGCUGAUCCUCACAGUGGAAGUUUUGAGGUAGUCAUUCUUCAGGACUUCAAGUGGUAUGACUUCAUUCUAAAACUGCACAAGCUAUACAAUGGAACACAUUUGUCAUUGAAGAAUGUGACAUCAAGAAACGUAUAUACAAUCGAAGUAGAUGACAUUUCAGGCGGUGGCAGCAUUUUCAUUCAGUCUGAUGGGGAACAUUUAGGAUUUCUUCCGAGGAAGUUUUCUAUUCUACCUGCUGCUAUUGAGAUGAUAUGCUGACAUGAACCCUGGAAAAACCGCUGUUCUUGAUCCAAAACAAUCCAUGUUACCAAUUUACUCUAAAAUUAUGCAUCUCCAUGCAAAAAGUUGAGUAGGACAAGCAAAUAACGCCAUCAACAUAGUAACGGAGAUAUAUGGGACAGAAUACUGGCUGACAAUGAUAGGGAUGAGUCAUUGAGUGGGUUCCUUUUCUUUUUAGUAUCUUUCCAUUUGCUUACAUUCAGUAAAUUUUGAGACAAGCACAAUCACUUAUCGGUGCCUGGGAACUUGUUUUACAUUUGUUUCGUGUAAUUUGUUGUCUUGCCAAUGUUGACAUCACUUUUGUUACAAUGAUGUGCAUUUUUAUUACCGGGAACUUAGGUGCCUAUAAUCAAAAGUAAUCUGAAAGGAGAUUAUAGUUGAUAAUUUCCGCCACAUUCUCAAUAGAUAAAUAGCCAAGAAAAGAUGAAUCCUCAUGGGUGCUUCUGGUGGCAAGGGGUGUAACCUACCAUAAUCGA
Durio zibethinus is the source of this 1621-nucleotide messenger RNA. RefSeq names its product sphingoid long-chain bases kinase 2, mitochondrial-like. Gene Ontology annotation, biological process: phospholipid biosynthetic process; phosphorylation. The record is from RefSeq and is a predicted model, not a curated record. Gene Ontology annotation, molecular function: ATP binding; kinase activity. Lineage: Eukaryota; Viridiplantae; Streptophyta; Magnoliopsida; Malvales; Malvaceae.